CACUCCACCGAGCAGCCCCAGCCACCCCCGUUCACGAUUCAUUCCGCCCGUUUGACGGGUCUCUUCUUACUUUUCCACGAACCCCUCUUUUCAUCUUCCCCCAUAUAUCCUUUCUUUCUUUCUUUACCACCCCCCCAAAAAACACAAUUUCAUUUCACAUUUUUUAUACCACUACCUGAGCAGCCAGCUGAAAAUGGGUCAAUCGCAAUCUGCACCAUCUCCCUCCGGGUCAACUCACAAUCGGCCCAUCACUUUAAUAUAUUCAGCAACAGCCUCUGGAUCUGAAGUGAAAAAUAAUAAUAUCAAUUACAUACAUCACGAUGACGCUAUAUCUUACAAUAAUAUACAUAUAGAUAUAGAUGUAGAUUACACGGGUGAAAUACCAGACGAUUGUUUAGCCCUAAUUUUCCAAUUUCUAAAUCCGGGAGACAGGAAGCGUUGUUCCCUCGUUUCCAAGAGGUUUUUGAUCGUAGAAGGCCAAAGCAGACACCGUCUCGCUCUCAACGCCCAAUCCGAAAUCCUUCAAUUCAUCCCUUCUCUUUUCUCCCGUUUCGAUUCCGUCACCAAACUCUCCUUACGUUGCGACCGCAGAUCCGUCAGCCUAAACGACGCCGCUUUGAUUCUCAUCUCUCUCCGCUGCCAAAAUCUCACGCGCCUCAAAAUCCGUGGCUGCCGCGAGGUCACUGAAAUCGGUAUGUCUUCUUUGGGUCUCAACUGUAAAAAAUUAAAGAAAUUCAGCUGUGGAUCUUGUAUGUUUGGUGCUAAAGGCAUCAACGCCUUCUUAGACAACUGUAGCACCCUUGAAGAGCUUUCUGUUAAGCGCUUACGUGGCGUCAACGACGCCGCGUCGCCGGAAUCCGUCGGUCCCGGCGCUGCUGCUGCGACGUUGAAGUCGGUUUACUUGAAGGAGAUUUAUAACGGUCAGUUUUUCGGACCCUUGAUUGCGGGUGCGAAAAAGCUGAAAACUUUGAAGUUGUUGAGGUGUUUGGGGGAUUGGGAUAAGCUGCUUGAAAUGAUUUCGGAUAAUAAUUGUUUGAGUGAAGUUCAUUUGGAAAGGCUUCAGGUCAGUGAUGUGGGCCUUUCCGCCUUGUCGAAUUGUGUGAAUUUGGAGAUAUUGCAUAUUGUCAAGACUCCUGAUUGUAGUAAUGUCGGUGUUGUUUCAAUUGCCGAGAGGUGCAAGUAUUUGAGGAAGCUUCAUAUCGAUGGAUGGAAGACUAAUCGGAUUGGCAACGAGGCUUUGAUUGCAAUUGCUAAACAUAGUGUCAACUUGCAGGAGUUGGUUUUGAUCGGUGUCAAUCCGAAUUCCAUUAGUUUAGAAGCAAUUGCUAUGAAUUGUCAGAAGUUGGAGAGGUUGGCCUUGUGUGGGAGCGAAACGAUUGCAGAUGGGGAGAUUUCUUGUAUUGCGUCCAAAUGUGUUGCGUUGAAGAAGUUGUGUAUUAAGGGGUGUCCUGUAUCCGAUGAAGGGAUCGAGGCUUUUGCUUGGGGAUGUCCUAAUCUGGUUAAGAUUAAGGUCAAGAAGUGUAGAAAUGUGACUGUCGAAGUUGGGGAUUGGCUCAGGGCUAGGAGGGGUUCGCUGGUGGUUAAUUUGGAUGUGUGUGCCGUUGAGGUUGAAACUGUGGAUGCAAGUGCGAGUGAAAGUGGUGGUGCCCAAGACGACGUGGUGGAGUUCCCGCCUGUAGCUGCUGCUCAACCUGAGUCGCUGACUACUAGCGCUAGUGGCCGGGGGUCUGUUUUCAAGACAAGGUUUGGGCUUUUUGGAGGAAGGAGCUUCGUGGCUAGCGUUUUGAGGAGGUGGUCAACUGGCAAUAGCAGUUCCAAUGGUAGCUCAUGACCUGUUAUCUCUCUUUCUAAACUACUGAAUUGAUCAACACUUUUUUUCAAUCACUUUUAAUUGAUGAUACCCAUCCAAUGAUGCUGCUAUUUAUAUGUUUAUUCAACUUUUGUUUUAGUUUUCUGAACUUUUGUUAGACAAUUAACGUAUACAUUGGGUAGUGGCACAUAAUAACUUUUGACCAUAGACAACGGUGCAAUUUGUUGCGCAGUGUACGGUUGUGUGAAACAUACACUUGUUAAUGACCAAAUUAUUUUGUGUACA
Messenger RNA from Erigeron canadensis, 2095 nucleotides. RefSeq names its product F-box protein SKIP2-like. Gene Ontology annotation, biological process: SCF-dependent proteasomal ubiquitin-dependent protein catabolic process. Lineage: Eukaryota; Viridiplantae; Streptophyta; Magnoliopsida; Asterales; Asteraceae. The record is from RefSeq and is a predicted model, not a curated record. Gene Ontology annotation, cellular component: SCF ubiquitin ligase complex. The transcript has a single exon. Bases 194 to 1831 code for a protein of 545 amino acids. Gene Ontology annotation, molecular function: protein binding.